This is a messenger RNA of Phasianus colchicus (ring-necked pheasant), 7563 nucleotides long. It is a transcript of the gene PTBP3, whose product is annotated as polypyrimidine tract binding protein 3. Gene Ontology annotation, cellular component: nucleus. Lineage: Eukaryota; Metazoa; Chordata; Aves; Galliformes; Phasianidae. Gene Ontology annotation, biological process: mRNA processing. Gene Ontology annotation, molecular function: RNA binding. The record is from RefSeq and is a predicted model, not a curated record.
CAGCGGCGGCGGGACCGGAGGGGCGGGAAGGCAGUGGCGGCCGCGCCCCUCUCCACGCCCACCGGCGGCAGCUCUCGCCGGCCCCGCGCCCCCCGAUUGCGCAAUGGACGGUGCUUGUUUCAACAGGUGAAACAGACUUGAGCUGAGGAUCAAAGACUACUGCAUGUGAACAUACCAUGCAGGAAGAAAUGACGAACGAGGAUGAAACAAAGCAGACCAGCGAAAAGGAACAAGAAGACCUUGUUACAGAUGUUUCAGCUGUUGAUUUAAAGCAUGGACCUGACAAUGUGCUUUCUUCCAAUGACAGUGGAAAGUCUCUUACUGUGAGCAAUUCUACUCCAGCUAAAGGUGAUGGGAAUGACAAAACAAAACUUAAAGGAGUGAGAUUGCCAUGCAUGCCUUCUCGUGUCCUUCAUCUUCGUCAAAUUCCAGAUAAUGCCACUGAAGCAGAUGUCAUUUCGUUAGGCCUCCCUUUUGGCAGAGUAACCAAUGUACUGAUUCUAAGAGGAAAAAGUCAGGCUUUUUUGGAAAUGGCUUCUGAGGAAAAUGCGGUUAGUAUGGUGAACUACUGCUCUUCUGCUAUACCUCACAUCCACAAUCAACCUGUGUAUAUUCAGUAUUCCAACCACAGAGAACUUAAGACUGACAAUCUACAUACUCAAGCUAAUGUUCAAGCUGCGCUGCAAGCUGUGAAUACUGUGCAGUGUGGAAACGUGGCUAUUACAAGUACUCUUGCUCCUGAAGCUGGGGUCUCUCCAAGUCACAGUUCUGUUCUUCGAAUUAUUAUUGAAAAUCUUUUCUACCCUGUCACUUUAGAAGUGCUGUAUCAGAUUUUCUCUAGGUUUGGAUUUGUCUUGAAGAUUGUCACCUUUACAAGGAAUAAUCAGUUUCAAGCUUUGAUCCAAUUUGCUGAGCCAGUGAAUGCAUAUUAUGCCAAAAUGGCUCUGGAUGGCCGAAAUAUCUACAAUGCAUGCUGCACUCUACAUAUUGAUUUCUCCAAGUUAACAAGCCUUAAGGUGAAGUACAACAAUGAGAAAAGCAGAGAUUUCACUCGCUUUGACCUUCCAGCUUCUGAUGUCCAACUACCCCUGGAUCCAGCCAUAAUUGCUGCCUUUGGGUCCGAAGGUAUCAUCUUCCAACCACAUGUAGCGACUGGUGGAUUUGGCCCAUUUGCAUACAUUCCUCAAGGUGCUGUCACCACAUCUGUGACAUCUGUACAGAUGAGUAAUCCAGGUGUUCAAGGAAAUUCUGUUUUACUGGUCAGCAACCUCAACCCUGAGGCCAUCACACCACAUGGACUUUUCAUCCUAUUUGGUGCCUAUGGUGAUGUGCUUCGUGUGAAGAUCAUGUUUAAGAAUAAAGAAAAUGCUUUGGUUCAGAUGGCAGAUGCAACCCAGGCUCAAAUAGCUAUCAGCAAUUUGAAUGGACAGAAACUUUAUGGGAAAUUCAUCCGUGCAACUCUUUCAAAACAUCAGAAUAUUCAACUCCCUCGUGAAGGAGAAGAUGACAAUGGUCUGACAAAGGACUACAGCAAUAGCCCAUUACAUCGCUUUAAGAAGCCUGGCUCUAAGAACUUCCAGAACAUCUUUCCUCCAUCUGCCACCCUACAUCUCUCCAACAUCCCGACUUCUGUUUCUUUUGAUGACCUUAAGAGUCUUUUUGCACGUACUGGAUCUACUGUGAAAGCCUUCAGAUUUUUCCAGAGAGAUUGCAAAAUGGCUCUUAUCCAGCUGGGCUCUGUGGAAGAAGCAGUUCAUGCUCUCAUUGAACUUCACGAUUAUGACCUAGGAGAAAAUCAUCACCUCCGAGUUUCCUUCUCAAGAUCUACAAUUUGACUUUUCUGCAAACAUUCCUUUUAAAACUGCAUUGCAGUUUUCUUACUCUCAUCAAGUAGAGACUGAAGUAGCUGUGACCAAUUCUGCUCUUAAAAGAAAAAUCUCGUUCAUACACACAGCAAAGAAUUAGGGGAUAAUCUUUUCUGAUUUCAGCUGCCAGUAUAUGAUCAAAUCUUAUUCAUCAAUAAAAAGAUUAAAUUUCUAUAGAAAUAUUUAUCAUCAAGUUUCCUAUUUUAAUUUUACUUUUGAGAAUAUAUUUUGAAUUUUUGUUUCAAAUUAGCCUUAUGAAAUAUUUUAGAGUGCUUUUUCAAUAUACCAAACUGAGAAUGUUUCUAACAAAAUGGUGAAUCCACUCUACCCAUAUUAAACACUGAUUUGAAUGUGAAAUAGCACUUGGCUUUCUUGAAGAAAAAACCAAGCGCUGAUUGCAAAUGCCCUCUGAACAGUAUUUAUGUUACUAGAGUGUGUGUUCACACUUUGGCAAAUCCUUACUAUAGCUUUUUUAAAACAUAAAUGUUGUGCUGUUCAUAUGGGUUAAAUUAUUAGAGGAAAGGCAGUGCCUUUUCUUAGUGGAGUAAAAGAUGUUUGACAAGUUUCUCCAAGCUGUAACAUUAGUGUCUUAGCUUGACUUCAUCCUGGAAUGGAAGUCUGUGUUAUUUUACUAUGAAGUGGUAUUGUGUAAUAGUAUUUUGAAGAAAAUAAGAGGAGAAAAUAGUCCUGAUUUCAAAGAGUUUUUUACAUUUCUUUAAAGAAUAAAAUGUUUACAAUCUUAUAGAAAAUAUUCAGGUCUGUGAUGGCUUAAUGAAUUUUUAAGAAGUUAUUUUUGGUAAGGUCAUCUUUGGGGAUGAAAAAUUAAACCUCAAGAGUUUUUUGUAUCAAUAUAGUUACUGUGUAUUUACUUAAUUUCUUAUUAUGUGCCUUACUGUGUGCUUAUGACACAACAGCUUUGAGUUUUAUCUGAAGUAUCUUGAAAAAUGUAUUGCAGGCUUUUAAAAUUCUUUUUUUUGUCUUGUAAAUAUUUUCCUAACUGCUACUUUUGUGUUUCCUCCCCAUCCCCAGUAAUAUUCUAACUUCUAGUCUCUGGUGCUUUAGUAUAAAGAUAAGGUAGAGGUGGAAAUUAAGUUUAAAACAUUAAUUAAGUUUAAAGCAGAGUCCUGUAGGCCUCUCUGAAUUUAUCUGGUUACAGUUGUCUGAUACCUGUAUUUGGCUAAAAAAAAAAAAAAAAAAUUAUUCCCAGAAAAAUGCACAAAAAACAAACAGACAAAAUAAAAUUAUACAUAAAGGCAAAAGAGCAAACACCACUCCAGUUUCUGCAGUUUAACUUCCUGAGGGAUGGUGUUUCAAAUAAUUCUUUUUCAGGUUCUUGAGUUUACCAUGAAAAGCAGUCUUUCAUUUGUCAAGAAGUUCAAUACUGAAUGUCCAUUUGGAGCUGUGAUGCGGUUAGAUUUUGUAUAGAAAGUUAAGAACAUUGCUGAUUUCUGUCAUUAAAGAGUUCUUUUUUCUUUUUAAGGGCUAUUUGUUUUCAGAAUUUACCGAAAAUACAUCACUUUUUAAAAUGUGACAUAUCACAUUUGCUUGUUUAUAACUACUGGAGAAUUUUUUGCCACUCAUUUAUUUUGUUUUUUAACAAUUUUUAUUAGUUGUAGAAUUCCUCUUAUCUUUCCAGAACAAAGGUAUAAUUCUGGAAAUAUCUGAGUAUUUUGGAGUGAGCUUCUUCAGACUGUUACUCUGAAUGACUUCUGUAAAAAUCAGUGAUGUACUAGCUUGCCUUGCUUUAAUGUCUGUAACUUGACUUGCAACAGCUAAUCAUACUAAAGAAGGUUCUGGGUCUCUAAAAUAAACAAAAGCAUGGCCUUUUGACAGUAAGUAAAAUGCUGACUAUGUAGGUAGCUAUAGUAGGUUCUAUUCAACACAAGUAAAUAACUUUUCAGAAUGUUAUAUUUAAUGGAAAGCGAAAUGCUUAGGAAUAACAGACAAUGUUAUCUUUGGGAUUUGAGGUACUCUUCCCAUUUUCCCCUCUUUGAAAUGACUGAUUCAAUUUAGUGAACUGUCAACCUUUUUUAAAAAUAACUUCAAAAAAAGAAUUGUAAAAAAAGAAGUGAAAGAAAUGCAGAAUCAGAGCUCCCAGAGCAACCUAUUAAAAAUAUCAUCUUCAUGUUUUUAGCAAAGUUCCAUGUUGUAAAAGCCUUGUUGAAAAGGUCCUGUCUGCAAAUGAACAGGAUACUUAAUUUGUAAUUCAUGUCUAUGUUUAACCUUUUUAGCUGUCACUCUGAUAAUAGUUAAAGACAGUUGCUAAGAAUGUUCCUUGUUGCUGCACAUAGUGGUUUGUUAAUAUUGGGACAUUAUUCAUAAUGUAUGAUUUAUCACUUUUUUAAUGAACUACAGCUAAAGGGCAGAGGAAUCGUAUUAGACCUGAAUGUAAUUCUAAAGCAGAGAAAAGGAACCUUAAAUUUGAGAAUGAAUAUUGACACACAUAAUAUUAGUAUGUGUAUGCCAUAUCACGUUAUACAUGUAUACAAACAUACAAAUUACAUGCCCUUUUAAUUUGUGUAAUCUAAUAAUACUUAGUGCUAAUACUUAAACAAAUUUGAAGGGAUGAGAAUGUACAGCAUUCUCACAGAAAGAGAAGAAAUAAUCUUUUUAUUUUGUCUUAAUGUUAGAAUAGAACUAAUGUCAGCUCUGAACUACUUGCAGUUUGAAAUGGAGGCCUACAGUUUAGGCUGCCAGAGAUUUACAGAUUUUUAAUAUAAGAAAAAUCUGGAUAGUAGAUUUUUGUGAUCUUCUGUUAGUUUUUUUGGUUUUUUUCUUUUAUUAUAUAUUUCUCCUGUAUCUUUUUGUCAUUUUCUCUUGUUAUCAUUGUUUCUUUAAUUAAAUAACUCUUGUCAGAUUACUUGCAAAUUUAUGUAUUUCUCAGACUCUGCCUCUUAAAGAGAUCUGCUUUUACAAGUGCAGACAAGCCUCAAAAAUAGCUGUACAUCUUAAUGUUUCCUUAACAGAAUGAUGGUACUAGAUAAGGCUAGCCUAUCUUAUUCAGUAUUCUGCCUUGAAUAAUUAAUUAAAAGCAAAAAUCUUACUAUAAUGCACUGUUAGUGAAGGAUGAGGACAAAAGGAGUAAUUCUUAAGCUGUGCUUGACUCAUCAAUGCAAAAGCACUGUUGCACUCAGUUUGUGAAUCUCUAAAGAAUAUAUGAGCUCAGAACCUCUGAGAAGAGCAGGCUUUAUUUUACAGAUUCUUACACUGAUGCAUGUUAAAAAUGAAGUUCUAAGGCCUUAAUCUUACCUCUCCCUGGGAUUAGGGCCGGCCACUCUGUCAGAGAUAUUCCUACUAUCCCACCUAGCAAUAUGUUGCCUUUUCUAUAACAGCACAACUUCCUGAAAGAUUCUGGCUUCAUCCUCUCAAUACAAUGGUAUUAAGUUAUUAAAUAUAGGUUAUAAUUUCUUUAAUAUAAUUUCUGUUUAAGUCACUUGUGAAGCCUGUUGUAAUGUGUAACACAGAAGUUGUACUCUAAAACACUAGUGGUUAAAUUCACAGCUACCAGAAGUGGAUGAGGGUGGAGUUCUCUGCCUUUGUGUUUUUUAAGUCAAAAAUCAGCCCUGGGUUACUUCCAACUCCUACUUUUGUUCAGUGGCAGCACAUUGAUUCAAAAUGUAGUAAGGCAUUCUUAACCCAGGAGAAACUUGGUGGCUUUUCAAAUGACCUGUAAUAUGUUGCCUAAUAGUAAAGCUUCAGCUUCUUUGAAUUUCUUUAAAUGCCUUGGAACAUCAGCUGAAAAUUUGAGUUUUAGCUUGACUUGGUUGCGUUGUCUGCUGGUAUUGUCAAUUCUAUUUUUUGUGCUCUGAGGUAGAUUUAUGUCUUUUUUGUGCUUCAGUUAUUCCACGGAUCUGAAGAGACUUGCCUAUAUGACACUUUCUGUUUACAGGUGGCAAACCUGUUUGUAUUCAAACUAUUUAACCAUGCUAAAAAAAAACAACAGAUUCAACUUCCCCUCCUCAGAUUCGUUAAUUUUAAGUCAUAAAAUGAUACAGAUUUUUUUUUUCUGUUAAGGAUGCAGACCUAUUCCUUGUCAUUGUAUACAACUAGCAUGUGCUGCUGUUCUUCAAAUGCUUUUAACUUUUGACUUGGUAUGUUUUUAUCUAAAGCAGAUCUAUCACACUUAGAGCUUUUACUGUUGUGCUGGAAAGAUACUGUUCAGAUUACACAGUUUUUCUUUUAUAUUUAACAGUCUUCUGAUGAUUUGUUUGCUCUGUACUAGACUGUUGACCUGUUCUUUUAAAAGAAAAUCCUAACGGUUGGGAGUUGUGAAUUAUUUCAUGAAAGAAUAUUCAUGAUAUUCUUUCUCAAUUAUUGAGAAUAAUGGAAAUAUUCUCAAUUUAAUACUGUGUGAGGUGACUGCGAUAUAACAAAGCGGGACCAAAGUUUAUGUGCCUUCAGUAGUCCUGUGUGUAGGGUUUUCUCGUAUCUACUGCUGUUUCAUGUACAAUAAAUACUCUAUUCCUUUCCCCUGGAAAUUGUAUAUUUAUAUUGUUAAGAUAGAAAGUUGUCCGCUAACUGUACAGGCAGUCAGUUACAAUUUCAGUACAGAUUUAAUGAUAAAAUUGCCUUCACUGCUGCAGGUUUGGGUUUGUAUUUUGGAGGGUCAUACCACAGAAUGGCAGAAUCCAAGUGUAAUCCAUGUAUUUCCAACCUGAAUAGUGACAGUAGUUUGUGUUUGGAGCAGACCCCAACAAGAGGUCUUGUGUAGCUGAAGGCCCUUGACACUUGCUAUGAAAGCUUUUACAUUUGACUAAUGUCAUCUUAUUGCUGUAAACGUUCUUCAGUUCCUGGAAACUGCAUUGCUUAUGAAGAGUGGGAAUCUAACCACUUAGUCCAUUUUAAGCACUUUCCAAUUUUCCUUGAGCAUGUUAUCUGCUUUCUGCAAAAUUUCACCCUAGAACUGCAGCAGCAGACAAAAAGGGUUACUAAGCAAGCCAAUUCUUGCAUCAGAACAUCACCUCAUUUUCUGACCAAAGACUGACUGUACUGGUCUGAGUGAUACAUUAUGUGUAAACUUUUCUCUCAAGUUCCUUUUGGAAGGGAAAAGCCAAUGCGAAGUGGCCUUUACUUGCUGUUUGUUGAUGAAACACUUAGUCCAUAAAGAAAAUGAAAUAGAUUGUAAUGUGAAACAAUACUGUAGGCAAGGGGUUAAUGGACUACCUUUAGUAUUGUAUCUAAGACAUUCAAAAGCAUGGCUAGGAAUUGUUGAAAUUCCUUCAUUUACAUUAUCUGUUCACAAAAGUCCAUUUUCAGAUUAUAAAAAUGUUGAUCUAACACAAGAAAAUAAUGUAAAUAUUUGUAACAUCUUUAAAAAAAAAAACCAAAAAACUGGUAAAAAUGGGUUUGGUGGGCAAAUGAAAGUGUAAAAUGGUUUCAUAUUAAAAAAAAAAAAAUCAAUUGUCUUGUAUGUUCUAAUAAACAACAGUACCAGCUUUCACUUGUAAAGCAGCUUCUGGCAUUGGAGAAAAAAGAUUCUAUGUUUGCUAAUGUAAUAUGUACAAAAAAGAUGUAAUAUUAAAAAGAAACCCUAUUUUCUAAUUGUGUAGUGCAUGGUUAGUUUGAAUUUGUUUUGCUGCAAUAUAUUGUUUCAUUGAAGUUCACGUAUAUGCUGAUUAAUUGAUACCUAUACCUAAUUCCCUAACUCUAGUUGUUGUAGCAUGCCUUUUAAUAAAUGUCAUUACAUCUGCACUCUGAA